Molecule: messenger RNA, 1600 nt
Organism: Mytilus californianus (California mussel)
Lineage: Eukaryota; Metazoa; Mollusca; Bivalvia; Mytilida; Mytilidae
Product: caspase-3-like
Exons: 13
Coding region: 133-1296 (387 amino acids)
Biological process (GO): proteolysis
Molecular function (GO): cysteine-type endopeptidase activity
Source: RefSeq, a predicted model, not a curated record
ACGGUAUGAGAGUUAAGUAACAUAGUUGUUUAAUGUAACACGUAGAUUUAAAAGAUGGGAAAGUAAGAAAUUAUCCUGACAGUAUGAGAGUUAAGUAACAUAGUUGGUUACUGUAACACGUAGAUUUGAAAGAUGGGAAAGCACUUAUCUAAAUCAAGUACGAAACAGAAGGAUGAGGCAGCUGAUAGUUCCAGUCAGGAAAAUGACGACCAUGGAUUUUACCCUCAAUAUCCGAAUGUGUAUCAUAGCCACGUUUUCGGAACCCAAAGAUAUUCUGUGAAUCAGCAGACUUUAGGAAGAUAUACAUCUGUCGGUAAUUUAUCAACAACGCCGACAACAUCAGAUUAUGUUUCCGAAAUUGGAAGGAACCCGUCGUCACGGGCAAGUGUUUGCGUUAACACAGAAAGACCACCAAAUAAACAAAAUAAGGAUUUUGAAACUGAUGCACGACCUUCCAUGCGAAGAUCACAGUCUUGCAAUCAAAUACCGGAUUUUUACAGUAUGAAUGAGGAAUAUUACAGCAUGAACCACCCAAGACGUGGUGACUGUGUUAUUUUUAACAUCAAACAUGUCCGAAAUGAUGAUAUCAGAUCCGGCACCGAACAAGAUGGUCAAAAGUUGAAAAAGACCUUUUCUUCACUUGGGUUUGAAGUUAUAGAGAAGGUAGAUGUGACCAAGAAGGAAUUUAAAAAAGAAAUAAAAACCUUUGCCGAUAGGAACCAUGAUAGCGAUGAUUGCUUUGUCUGUGUGAUUUUAAGUCACGGUAGAGAGGGAUAUGUCAAUACAACUGACGGAGAAUUAUCUCUAACAGCGAUCAUGGAUCCUAUAAAGAAAUGCAAAUCAUUGCUUGGAAAGCCAAAACUUUUCUUCAUUCAGGCUUGCCGUGGAAACAAGAUAGAUUUUGGAAAUUUAGCUCAAGACGGUUCUCAAAGGGAAGGAGUAACUGUACAAAAGUUAUCAUCAGAAUCAGAUGUUCUAAUUGCCUAUUCCACAACAUCUGAUUAUGUGGCAUGGAGAAAUACGGAAAUGGGAUCAAUCUAUAUAGAGAUCUUAUGUGAGAUUCUGCGAUUAGAAGGAGCUGAAACUAAGCUUACAGAGCUUCUACAGAAAGUCAAUAAUUGUACUUCGAAGUACUUCGAUGAUCACCAAUGUUGUCAGGUGCCAUGCUUUACAUCAUCUCUAAGAAAAUCUCUUUUAUUUUCUCGUAGAAAACAAGUUGUGAUGAUAAUGUACAACGAUGGAACUUAUGAAAAUGUGCCAAACCCGAUCGCGUCUAUUAAUGACACGAUAUUGUAGUGCCUGAACAACACCUUCCUCGUGCUUCAGUUAAAACUCUUUGAUCAAUGCUAUGAUAAUUGACAUCUGAGAGAAGUAAAAACAAAAAUUAGAUAGUGAUAAUAUAAGCCAUAUUAAUUCAUUUGGAUUUUUCUGGAUAUGUGAUUUGAGUAAUCUGAUCACAUCAUGACACGCACUUUUAAAGUAUGUCAACAGUAUCAUUCUUUUUUUCUAUGACUUACUCUUUAUUUCCGAAAGUCUUAAACGUGUCUAAACUAUUGUAUUUUUAUCAUGUUUAUAGUAUCGAAUUAAAAAUUUCUCUUUU